AUGUCGGCGACUUUGGACUCAAAGUCUGUUGGCCAGACGAAGAAGUUUGGAAAGGGCGAGAGGACCAUCCCCAGCCAAAAGGCUUCAAAGUGGUAUCCCACUGAGGAUGAGCCACAGCCAAAGAAAGUCCGCAAGACUAUCCACCCAGCGAAGCCCCGGGCCAGUCUUCAACCGGGCACCAUCCUCAUCCUCCUCGCCGGUCGCUUCCGAGGCAAGCGUGUUGUGCUCCUUAAGCACCUCCCCCAAGGCGUUCUCCUCGUUACCGGUCCUUUCAAACUCAAUGGCGUCCCUCUCCGGAGAGUAAACGCCAGAUACGUCAUUGCCACCAGCUCGAAGGUGGACCUCACGGGAAUUGACGACAAGGUUCUGGAGAAAGCCUCGGAAUCCGAGUACUUUACUCGUGAGAAGAAGGCCGAGAAGAAGGGAGAGGAAGCUUUCUUCAAACAAGGAGAGAAGCCAGAGAAGAAGAAGGUCGUCAGCGCCCGUGCCAACGACCAAAAGGCCAUAGAUCGGCCAUUGUUGGCCACCAUUAAGAAGGAGCAGUUUCUCGCCAGCUACCUCUCCACCAGCUUCAGCCUCCGGAAAGGUGACAAGCCUCAUGAAAUGAAGUGGUAA
This is a messenger RNA of Paracoccidioides brasiliensis Pb18, 615 nucleotides long. RefSeq lists its product as uncharacterized. The transcript is spliced from 3 exons. Gene Ontology annotation, molecular function: structural constituent of ribosome; RNA binding. The coding region runs from base 1 to 615 and encodes 204 amino acids. The record is from RefSeq and is a predicted model, not a curated record. Gene Ontology annotation, biological process: cytoplasmic translation; ribosomal large subunit assembly. Gene Ontology annotation, cellular component: cytosolic large ribosomal subunit; ribosome.